Carassius carassius (crucian carp) is the source of this 2127-nucleotide messenger RNA. It is a transcript of the gene cops2, whose product is annotated as COP9 signalosome subunit 2. Bases 106 to 1521 code for a protein of 471 amino acids. Gene Ontology annotation, molecular function: protein binding. The record is from RefSeq and is a predicted model, not a curated record. NCBI's taxonomy places the organism in Eukaryota, Metazoa, Chordata, Actinopteri, Cypriniformes, Cyprinidae. Gene Ontology annotation, cellular component: COP9 signalosome. Gene Ontology annotation, biological process: protein deneddylation. The transcript has 14 exons.
GGACACAACCGGAACUGCGCGCGCGCACCUCACAGAACGCGCGUCGCGACGUCAAAUCGCGUUUCUCUCAGAGCAUUGUGGGUAAGAUUCUCUCUCCCGGUCAAAAUGUCUGACAUGGAAGAUGAUUUCAUGUGCGAUGAUGAGGAGGAUUAUGACUUGGAAUAUUCCGAGGACAGCAACUCUGAGCCCAAUGUGGAUCUGGAGAAUCAGUACUACAACUCUAAAGCCCUGAAGGAAGAUGAUCCUAAAGCAGCCCUGAGCAGCUUUCAGAAGGUGCUGGAGCUGGAGGGAGAGAAGGGAGAGUGGGGCUUCAAAGCACUGAAACAGAUGAUCAAAAUCAACUUCAAGCUUACAAAUUUUCCAGAAAUGAUGAACCGGUACAAACAGCUUUUGACAUAUAUUAGGAGUGCUGUCACCAGAAAUUACUCUGAGAAAUCCAUCAACUCUAUUCUAGAUUAUAUCUCAACCUCCAAACAGAUGGACUUGCUACAAGAGUUUUAUGAGACCACACUGGAAGCAUUAAAAGAUGCCAAAAACGACAGACUUUGGUUUAAAACUAACACCAAGCUGGGAAAGUUGUACCUGGAAAGAGAAGAGUUUGGAAAGCUCCAGAAAAUUCUCAGGCAGUUGCAUCAGUCAUGUCAGUGUUUCUCAACUGGUGGGUCGCAAGACCAUUCUGAAUGGGUCGCGGAGUGUACAGUCAAAGAAACAACAUCAACAACAAAAAACACGGAUGAAGGAGAGGACGACUUGAAGAAGGGCACACAGCUGUUGGAGAUCUAUGCUUUGGAGAUUCAGAUGUAUACGGCGCAGAAAAAUAACAAGAAACUCAAAGCCCUCUACGAGCAGUCAUUACACAUUAAAUCAGCCAUCCCACAUCCGCUCAUCAUGGGAGUCAUCAGAGAAUGUGGUGGUAAAAUGCACCUGAGGGAGGGAGAGUUCGAGAAGGCACAUACAGACUUUUUCGAGGCAUUCAAAAACUAUGACGAAUCUGGAAGCCCCAGGCGAACCACUUGUCUAAAGUACCUGGUCUUGGCCAACAUGCUGAUGAAGUCUGGAAUCAACCCAUUUGAUUCUCAAGAGGCGAAACCUUACAAAAAUGAUCCAGAAAUCCUAGCAAUGACAAACCUGGUAAGUGCCUACCAGAACAAUGACAUCACAGAAUUUGAGAAAAUCCUAAAGACGAAUCACAGCAACAUAAUGGACGACCCCUUCAUCAGAGAACACAUUGAGGAAUUAUUACGGAACAUAAGAACACAAGUGCUCAUCAAAUUGAUUAAGCCUUACACUAGGAUACACAUACCAUUUAUUUCAAAGGAAUUGAAUAUUGAUGUUGCAGAUGUAGAAAGCUUGCUUGUGCAGUGUAUUUUAGACAACACAAUCAAUGGUAGAAUUGAUCAAGUCAAUCAGCUGUUGGAGCUUGAUCACCAGAAAAGAGGCGGAGCUCGAUACACCGCCCUGGACAAAUGGACCAAUCAGCUGAACACUCUCAACCAGGCUAUUGUUAGCAAACUGGCUUGAUUUGAAGUGACGAUCCUGGAAAACAAGUUGAUCCAUCGGAUAGCCGGUCGACUCGAGGCUGUCAGUGACAUUAACUACUUUCAAGGCCUUUACUCUCCCAAUCACAGGAGGAGGAACGUAAUUUGGCUAGUGUGUAUUUUUACAGCUGUAGUCACUUAUGUCAGUUUUAAAUGUCCUUAACAGAGCAGAAGUUCCCACAGGAUGUCUGCUGUACUGAAUUGUUAGGUCUCUAAUAUUAACAUGUUUGCAUCAUCUAAAAAAUGUUUUAUUUAAUAGCCCAUAUUGGCACUUGGCAGACAUCUAAAAGGCAUAUGUUUGUCUUAAAUGGAACACGUGAGGACAUGCUGUGUGAAAUUCAAUCAUUUAUUUGUCGAACUGUCUCUUGUCAGAGUCAGCAUGUUUUACUUGGUUUGCAUAGACCUCAGUUGAUGAGUUUUAUGCAGUUGCACCGAAGCACAUGCUUAUUAAAAGUGCAGGCAUUGCUAGAAUUCCUCUCACCAAAUAUUACAGAUCUCUUUAAAGCGUUAUGCUUUUUGACUCUGAGCUCUUCUGUUUCAUUUUUCAACAACAAAAAUAAAGAAUACAAUUAUUUGCUUCAGUGAAAAA